UUGCACAUGCGUGAUCUAAAGCUGGGGUGUCGCAGUGCACGUCGGGGAACACUUUCAAUUGCUUUUUGAAAAUAAAUAGUUAAAUCGUAGAGCGAUGUGGGAAACCUAAGUGACACGUUUGCUCUUUAAAGUGUUACCCAGGCCCUGGUGUGGGAGUUAGCUGGCUGCGGUUUUGUUUUUUUUUUAAACAGCUUUCCUGAGCGGAGCCUUUGGGCCCACUGAUUCCAGGGACUGUCAGACCUGCUGCAGUCAGAAUAAUGCGAGUUUGUUGGUUGGUUAGUAAAGAUGGGAGGCACCAACCAAUACAACUGGCACACUUAGUCUGUGUUAUGAUUGGAAGGAGUCCUGAAACCAAAAUAACAGAUAAAAAAUGUUCACGGCAUCAAGUACAGCUGAAAGCAGAUUACAAUAAGGGAUAUGUUCUUGUAAAACAGUUGGGCGUAAAUCCAAGCAAUGUCAAUUCUGAAGACUUGAAAAGAGAUCAAGAGGUGAAGUUAAAGCCAGGACAGGACCUUUAUGUUGUCAAUCGGCUCUACCCCUACACCAUAAGGUUCGAAGAAGGGACAUCAGACAGGGACGCAUUGUCACUAAAGAGGACACAGAAAGAGAUUUCUCCACUUAGUGGCUCCAGUGUGUCAAAUAAACACCUGAAGACUGAAGACUCCAAUCCAAGGCAGCAUCACACAUUUAACUCUGAGCCUGAAGCGAAGAAAGAGAAGACCAAAGAUGGGUAUAAGGCAGAAAAUAGCAGCAACUCUGUGACUCCAGUGAACUCCUCUGACGCCUCGGGAAGAAAAGAUUUUCAAGGAAUGUGGAGUCAGGGGCUAAAGAUCUCCAUGCAGGACCCUAAAAUGCAGGUGUGUAAAGAUGAUAAAGUUGUUGUAAUUAAGGACAAAUAUCCAAAGGCCCGAUUUCACUGGCUGGUUUUGCCAUGGGAAUCUAUCUCCAGUCUGAAGGCUGUGACGAGGGAUCACUCAACUCUACUUCAACACAUGCACCAAGUUGGCCAAAAGCUGGUUCAAGAAUGUCCACAUACUGACACAUUGAAAUUUCGGUUGGGUUACCACGCUAUUCCUAGCAUGAGCCACAUUCACCUUCACGUGAUCAGCCAAGACUUUGAUUCACCUUGCUUGAAAACGAAAAAGCAUUGGAAUUCGUUUAAUACAGAUUAUUUCCUGGAAUCAGAAGAUGUGAUGAAGAUGGUGGAACAGAAUGGCAAAGUGACAGUCAAGGAUGGAAUAGCUGAACUACUAAAACUCCCACUCACGUGCCAUGUUUGCCGGCAGCAACAAUCCACCAUUCCACAGUUGAAACAGCACUUGAAAAAGCACUUGCCUUGAAACGUUCUGCACUUCACAGUGCUUCUACAAAUCUGUCCAAUAGCAUUGACUCCAAAGACUUCCAAUCAUUGCUCAACUGAAUAGAUUAACAAGAAUCAAUGAUGUUGGAAUUGACCAGUAAAGAAUGAUGAAGCAUUCUAAUGGAGCAACCCAGUUUUGUACUGGCUUGCUAAAUAAUGAAGAUGUGUCAUCUGCUGGCACUGGUUUGUUGUUUCAGUGAGAUGCUGAUGGUGUUCAGUGGAAGACUGAUUACAUUUUCUUUAACCUUUAGCUACAAAGUGCAAUGGAUGAGUCACCAAAAUAGAAAUUGUUCGUGUGUUGUAGUCAGAGGUUAGAUUGACACACUGACUGUAUCAGCACAGAUAAAUAGAACUUUUCUAAACUAGCACUGUCUCCGAUCUGAAUAAUGGGAAAAUAAUAAUAACUCCUUGUACUGUCAGGGGGGAGUUCCCUCCCUAUGGUUCUAGUGAAGAUUUCCACAUUCCAAUUAUACCAACUGAAUGUGUUGAGUAGAGUUGUCAAAUUAAUAAAUUUAAUUUAGAUAAAGUCUAACAGACCAGUAGGACUCUUAAAGAAAGAAAACGGCAUCAGAAAUUGAAACAGAAAAGUUAUAAUAAUCUUACUGAAUGUAGAAAUAUACAAUUUGAAGUAAUUCCAGUUUAUUAAUUUGGGUACAAAAGAUGCAUUCAAAUCUCUAAUUUUCUGAAUAUUUCAGGAUUUGAUUUAUUAAAAAGAACAUCAUUUAUAAUUAGUAUGUGAUGAUUUAAUACAAUUUCUGGUUACCCAAGUUCUAAAUACAAUUUUUCAAACACUCUUCACCCUCUCUUAGACAUCUACAUCUUUAUGCCUUUUUUAGCACUGUGAAGCUUGGAGUACUUCUGCUGACUCAUAAUGAGCAGUACCCUCCAACUGCCCCAUCCAUACCCACUAUCUGGCCUGGCUAGUGGUGUUGACCAGGGCUGAUCUUGCUAAUCUUCUCCUCGUUCAGCUUUCACCCUGUACUGAUAAUCACGUGGAGUCUGCCACUGGAUACUUACAAUGCCCCUUCUUGUGCCAGAAUAUCGAUUCAUUUGUGAAUAAGGCAGUUUUCUGCCUAUUAGCCAAUUUAGAAUAAUGACCUCAACAUUGGUGACCUUGACAGAAACUUGCCUGAAGAGUGGUGAUACCUACAUUGGCUCAUGAUUAAUAAUUUUAAAAUUCUUACCUUCGUUUCCAAAUUGUUCUACCCAUGUGCCCACCUCAUUAGUUGCAGCCCCACACCUCUCCAGAACUUUGCCCUCAUCUAAUUCUGGCCUUUUGCAUAACCUUGAUUUUAUUUGCAAUGCUAUGCUUUCAAAUCCCUAAGCAUGAAGCUCUGGAAUUCUCUUCCUGAAUGUAUGGCUAUCACUUUGUUCCUCAAUUAUGCUCCUUGAAAUCUGUAAGCCUCAGUCAUCUACUCAAUUGUAUAAUGUUAAAGUUAUCAAACUUUGCUUCAUAGAAGUUCCUGUAAAAUGCCUUGGAUGUUUUAUUAUUAAAAAAAAA
Molecule: messenger RNA, 2861 nt
Organism: Stegostoma tigrinum
Lineage: Eukaryota; Metazoa; Chordata; Chondrichthyes; Orectolobiformes; Stegostomatidae
Gene: aptx
Product: aprataxin
Exons: 8
Coding region: 258-1340 (360 amino acids)
Biological process (GO): single strand break repair; double-strand break repair
Cellular component (GO): nucleus
Molecular function (GO): single-strand break-containing DNA binding; mismatched DNA binding; single-stranded DNA binding
Source: RefSeq, a predicted model, not a curated record